AUGCUCUUUACAUGGUCCUCCAAAGGCCUCUGUAUCGUAUUUCGCCAGUGGCAUGUUACCGGGACGUUCUCGCUCAUCCUCUCCCUGGUCGCCAUUGUCCUCCUCACCGCAGGCUACGAAUGUAUACGAGAUGUCAGCAGAAAAUAUGAGCAGGGUCAUAACGCCCGAAUGAGUGCCUAUAGCACCAGUGGUUCCAGUGAAAGCCCGCAGUUGGACCCAUCAAGCUCACUACUUGUUGUAGGGAGAGAUUCCAAAUCAGCCGAGCAAAGAAAAGGAACGCUCAUCAAAGGCGCUCUCUAUGCUGUCCAGGUCUUUUAUAGCUUUUUCAUCAUGCUCUUGUUCAUGACCUACAAUGGAUGGGUUAUGCUUGCCGUGGCUGUUGGUGCCUUUAUCGGCUAUAUUGUAUUUGGACAAGACUCAUCAUCAGCCAAAAGUGUGGCGUGUCAUUAA
This is a messenger RNA of Exophiala bonariae, 450 nucleotides long. RefSeq lists its product as uncharacterized. Gene Ontology annotation, biological process: copper ion transmembrane transport. The transcript has 3 exons. NCBI's taxonomy places the organism in Eukaryota, Fungi, Ascomycota, Eurotiomycetes, Chaetothyriales, Herpotrichiellaceae. The coding region runs from base 1 to 450 and encodes 149 amino acids. The record is from RefSeq and is a predicted model, not a curated record. Gene Ontology annotation, cellular component: plasma membrane. Gene Ontology annotation, molecular function: copper ion transmembrane transporter activity.